Phytophthora sojae is the source of this 305-nucleotide messenger RNA. RefSeq lists its product as hypothetical. The transcript has a single exon. The annotation marks the transcript as partial. Lineage: Eukaryota; Oomycota; Peronosporomycetes; Peronosporales; Peronosporaceae. The record is from RefSeq and is a predicted model, not a curated record.
AUGGCUGCUCGCCUCCUGCUCGCGCGCGCUGCAGGACGCCCGCGCUGGGCCGCGCCCCUCGUGACACGCUCUAGCCCCUCCUCUUCACUCGCCGCAUUCGGGCGCUUAGCCGCGCGCGCGCCUCCUGUCGCUCACCCGUUGGCGCGUCGUGGGGCUUUCGCGUCCAGUCAGUUCCCUGGAAUUCAAAGCUCAUUUUUCAGCUCGCUCACGAAGCCCCAAGCGCCCGAAGACAAGAAGCCCAAGGCUGGUGAAGAUGUGGGGGCUGUGAAGCCCAAGUCCGACGCGUUCGGCAUUGAGAAGGACAC